This is a messenger RNA of Prunus armeniaca (apricot), 369 nucleotides long. The record is from the annotation of a GenBank genome assembly. Lineage: Eukaryota; Viridiplantae; Streptophyta; Magnoliopsida; Rosales; Rosaceae.
AUGCAAUUGCCACGGAUGAAAGCAACGGGGAAGAGUGUUGUGGAGGGAGAAGCAUGGGUAGUGGACUGGAGAUGGAGAAGUGCGGGAGAAGGGAGGGAGAUGGAAGGAAAAAAAAAGAAAGGAAAAUUUCAGCAACACAGAUGGAGGAAGAGGAGGAGGAAGGAGACGCCGUGUGCGAGACGGUGCCAUGUACUGGGUUUUCUAUCGAGAGACUCGUGUGUUCGACCCAAAAAAACAGAGACUCGUGUGUUUGGUUAUGGAGGAGAUCCAAACCAGCUGUGCAAAAGCACCAACAUUAAUGGAGGAGGAGGGGAAGGUAAUGAGGAUGCAAGGGCUGGUGCAAUUAUAUAUCUAGCCUCUUAUGCAUAA